AUGGAUCAUCGAGCAAAGCUUCAAAAGAUUUUUAUUCUCAUUCAACUGAUGACGUUACGUUUGGUUUGUGUUGUUAAAUUGCUACCAUGGCACGUUUUGCCACAAACAUUGCUAAGACAACAAUUGUCUAUGACUUUGUUUACCUCCACCGGUGCAUUAGCGACGAUUUCAUUAACUGAAUAUUGUUCAUUGUCACUUGUUUGUACAAGUCUGUCCCAGUUUCCAACUUCAAUUUUCUCGCUCUCAUACAACGACGAGGUGGUUGGUUUCAAGAGACAUGAACAAUUAUUAAAACUUUUACAACCGGAACAUGAAGGAAAAGUUCUCGCGUGGUGCGGAAGAUUAAAUUUGACUGUUACGGUUCUUCAUUGUUUCCUGAAUAAUCAGGAAAAGUUGGAAAAUAAGCGGAUAAUAUUAUUCCAGUCAAAAAGAAAGAAACAUUAUGAUGAAAUGGAAAAUUUUACAAGGUUUACACACAGAUUGAAGUUGGCUUAA
Messenger RNA from Clunio marinus, 495 nucleotides. NCBI's taxonomy places the organism in Eukaryota, Metazoa, Arthropoda, Insecta, Diptera, Chironomidae. The record is from the annotation of a GenBank genome assembly.